Molecule: messenger RNA, 10016 nt
Organism: Hyalella azteca
Lineage: Eukaryota; Metazoa; Arthropoda; Malacostraca; Amphipoda; Hyalellidae
Gene: Piezo
Product: piezo-type mechanosensitive ion channel component 2-like
Exons: 59
Source: RefSeq, a predicted model, not a curated record
AUGGCAGCACAUCUCGUGGUUGCCGUGGUCAUCUUCCGAGUCAUCUUACCUAUACUGCUCGCAAUAUGUGUGUCGAUGAGGUUCAGUGUGACCUCGUUGUUUUAUCUCGUCCUGUUGCUGGUGAACCCUUUGUUGAAGACGCCUUCUGUCGUCUCCAUGAAAGGACACACAGGCUGGUACAUGAAGGCUCUAGCGCUGGUGGGCAUCUUCAACUUCCUAAUGACGCUCAUCUUCCAAAUCGUGCUGCUCUCCAUCCCGCCCUACGCCUUCUUCCUCCAGCCUUGCUCGGCGAACGAGACGAUCCUGCGACACAUCGGGCUGGUGCGGCUGGACGGCAUCACGGAGGAGGACGGGACGCGGUGGCUGCUGCCGGAGUGCCUGCUGCUGGUGCUGGGACCUGCGAGCUUCAUCGUCAUCACUAAGCUGGUCGCCGCCCAUGAGGCACUCAGACCUGAUGUCUUUACCACCAGCAGCCCUCCUGCCCCUGCUGUACUAUUACCUUACAGACACGUCCUUCUCAAGCUCAUGAACUCCGUAGGCACCCCGGUGAGCGUGAUGCUCAUAGGUCUGGCAGGGGUGCUACAGCCGUCCCUCACGUCCGCCGUAUACUUCGCUGUCUUCAUGGUCAUGGCCACCUACUGGAGCCUCAACAACUCCGUCGGGGGCAGACGCUUCGGGUUGGUGUGUCGUGGCCUGGCGAUGUUGUCAGGCGUGCACAUCGUGCUCCUGUAUCUCUACCAGGCGCAGUGGAUCCAAGAGAACAUACCCAAGACCUCCGCUACACCCAGGGCGUUCGGGAUGCAGGCGCUCUAUGAGACGCGCUGUGACGGCGACCCUCGCGCUGCGUACGUACCGCGCCCGCAGUGGAACAGGUUUCUCAACCCCGUGGUGCUGGUGCUGCUGUAUUACCUCAUGCAUUACCAGUCCCGCUUCCUGCUCUCUAGUAAGGCGGCGUUAUUACAACGUCAGGCUAGCGCCGCUCAACCCUCGACCGUCCGUGCCCUCAUCCGACGUCACACGGUCAUGCGACGUUCAACUAAACGCAGCAGCACCAAAUCCCGUCGCCGUAACCCGUCUACCAGCACCAGUGGUCCACCAACGGGCUCUCUGUUCCCGUCAAAGACGUCGCCUUUUUCCUUCGGCCCGCAAUACCAACGCAAAGGGUCGGCAAUCUCUGCGAUCUCGGCGCCAAUCCACAAAAAUCCUCCUAAUUCAGGGAUUGCGCAAAGAAGACAAUCCGCUUUCCCAGGGUUCGGAAUGCUGAACCAAUACCGUGGUCACCUGCAACACCUGCCUCAGCAACCGAAGUACAGUACCAUCUACCGAGUACCACCCUACCACAACCCGUUCUCAACCUUACCGCCACCCAAGAGACGGCGUUCCGCCUCCACCAACAUCAGACAACAUCUUCUUCCGCCCCUAGACCGACCACCUGCUCCUGUGCCUCCCGAGUCUGACCUCCCGCUUAACGAGAUCGGCGUGCUGUUGAAUGGCGGCAGUCUGCUCAGCAGCGUUGUAAGCGGCAGCGGCGGCCUCGGAACACCGCGCGGCAUCGAGGGUGCCGGCACACUGGCCCUCACCGGCCACCUGGACCCGGCACCUGACACGGCCCUGCUAGAGGCGCGACCUCACUCCGACCUCAACGGCUCUAUUGCCUGGUCUCCUACUCCUUCCCUCCAGCGUGAGGCGCUGUCCAUCGUCAUCUAUGCUGAGCUGCUGCUGGUGCUGCAGUACAUCUACAGCAUGGACCUGACGGACGAGGAGCUGCCGUCACGCGUGGACACCGUCAACCUCGGCCAGAUCGGCCUGCUGAAGGCCACCAAACUGCCUGCUAACCCCCUCAUAGUCAAGGUAAAAUGAGACCNCUACACCAGCAUGUUCUGGCUGACGCUGCGUCAGUACGUCCAGGAGGUCGUGGCCGUCAGUCCGCCAGCGUCAGUUGAGGGCGCCGCCGUGCUGCCCUUUGCGUUGGCCGUGUCCACCACGUCCUCUGGUCAGCCUGUGUCCUCCCUAGCCACCGCGCGGGCGUCUGAGGAGCAAGAGGCGACGGGGUUGUCACGUUUCGGCAAGUCGGUGCGCACGUUCCUCAUCAAGUUCUGGAUCUGGCUGGUGGCCAUCAACCUCUUCGGCUUCGGCAUCCAGGGCUCCCAGGUGGUCAUCUUCAGGAUCAUGUACAUGGUGCUCUUCCUGAUCUUCACCAUCGUCUUCCAGGUCUCGUACAGCGCCUGGCGGCGAUUCCUCUACGGCUUCUGGUUGACGGUGAUCAUCUACCAGAUGUUGGUGCUGGUGCUCACUUACACGUACCAGUUCGACCACUUCCCUGAGUACUGGCAGAACUACACCGGAAUACCAGUACAGCUUCAAAACGAUAUUGGUCUCGAGGUCUACGACACCGGGCGCCUCUUCAUCAAGCUCAUGACGCCGACCUUCUUCGUCAUCGUGACGAUCAUUCAAGUGCAUUACUUCCACAAGGACUUCCUCGAGCUCUCCGAUAUUGAAGAGAAGGUGCACGACCUAAGCAAAGUGCCCGAAAAGAAAGUGCGGCCCCCGCCCCCCAAGCCCACGGCUGCGUGCCCGAAGCUCUUUGACUCUUGCACCCUCGAAGACCUAAGAGCUCUGGUGUGGUACGUGUGGCAGCACUCAGGCUGGCACUUGCAGCGGGUGCUGUCAGAGGCCAGUGAGCUCGGCUGGCGCUUCUUCGAGAUCCACAUCAUGAAAAUCGUCCUGGGCUCCGUUAUGCUCCUCGCUUGUUAUGAUGUGUGUGCAUUUCACUUGGUCUUCGUUGUGAUGGUGACGAUUGCCGUGCCAUGCAACGAGCGCGUGCAGACGUUGCUGUGCAGAGCGUGCGUGUCCAUCACGGCGCUCCUGCUCAUCGUGCGCAUGAUCUACCAGAUCCAGUACAUCAACGCGCACGGCAUCGCUGCCAACUGCUCCGUGAGUUUGACCUACAACCCAUGGCCGUCGAACAAGACCGCCAACACCGCCGUGUGGCUCGGCCUGCACAAAGUCAGCUCGCUCUCCAACUACCUCAAGGGCUACAUAGGCUACAUAGUUGUGUUGCUUCGUUCUCAACGUAUCACGGUGCAGGCUGUGGUGGGCAUCAGGCAGCAGUAUGUGCGGCAGUUGACGGGCACGCCGCCACCGCCGCCUGGCGUGCUGUUCAACAACGUCACGAGGGACAUGGCUGACCACGACCUGCCUCACUGCAUCAAAUUCUUUUUCAACUAUGGCUUCCAUAAAUUCGGUGUUGAGAUUUGCCUGAUGAGUCUGGUAGGCGUUAUAGGCACGCGUCUGGACGUCUACUCGCUGAUCUACGCGGGGUGGCUUGUCUACUUCUACAACAGGGAGCGCAAGGACAUGGCCAGAGUGUGGCAAUACUUCGUCAUCUCCAUCGCCGUCAUGAUACCCAUCCAGUACCUCAUGUCCAUCGGCAUGCCACCUACUUACUGUAGAGACUACCCCUGGGCGUGGAUCAUGAACAAGGAGCUGCGCGAGUGGCUGUUCUUCCCUGACUUCAUAAAGCCGCCCGAGUCUUACAAGAUCGUCACUGACUUCUGCCUGCUGGUGUUCGCGGUGAGCCAGCAGCGCGUGUUCGAGAUCGAGUUCGAGGACGACGCGCACCUCUACGACGGUGGCACCAACAAGGAGAUCGUGCACCUCGACCCCGCCAAGCUCUACAACCCAAUACCUGACUUCGUCACAGACACCAAGACGGUGCUGGACGUGCUGAAGGUGAUCGUGUUCUUCUCAUCGUACUGGCUGACGCUGGCUGUGAUGUUCCUGGCCGGCACUAACCGCAUCACACUCUUCGCCAUGGGCUACGUGCUGGGGGCCUUCAUUUUCUGCUUGUAAUGAUGCUAGAUUGUGUGGGAUAAUUCCUGCAUCAUUCGAAAAGAGGACCCACCUUCUCGUCUAUGGAACUACCUGCUGGGGUACAACGUGAUCGUGAUUGUGAUCAAGACGUUCCUACAGCUGCUGGGCUGCGUCUUCCUCGACGCACUCGCUUACAACGCCUGCUGGUUUGUGCAGCUCUUCGGCAUCGCCUGCGUUAAGAAGUUCUGGGACAAAUCCGAUGACGAGAUAGCUGCUAAGUUGUCGGACCAGUGCGCUAUACCGAAGAGUGAGGCAGGCUUGAUGUGGGACGGACUGUGCUUCGGUUUCCUGCUGAUGCAGCGACGCCUCUACUCCUCCUUCUACUUCCAGCAUCUCGUUAAUGAGAUGAGGGCACAGACUGCCCUCGCCUCCAGAGGAGCGGUGUUGAUAGCGGAGCUGAUGCAGCAGGAGAUAGCGGAGCAGCAGGCAGCGGAGCAGGCCGUCAUCGCUAAGAUCAAGGAGAAGAUGGAGAGGAUCAAGGCAUCGGCGCAGAAGAAAGAGGAAGGUCAGGAUCCGCAGAGCCAUUAUGAAGGGAACACUUCCGAGCAAUUCUCGAACGCCAGCAGCCCUCUACCUACGGAGCUGACAUCCCCUCGACCUCGUACGGCGGGAGUUUCCCCUCGUGGGGGUCAUUACCUCAGCGCAACCCCCGCAGCACCUACGCCAUCCUCGGCCAACAUGACCUUAUCUCUGGACGGUUACAUGGAACCCACUCGGCCAUCCCUCACUACCCCACACCUUCCCCACAUGCAACCCAUCACGUCCCCCUCUGACGACUCAUUCCCCGUGUUCUCCCCACCCCCGUAUCCUGGGGGACCGAGGGAGCGGACGUUCACCUCGGGGCGAGUUAGCAUUCCGCACGAGAUCGGUCCCCCGUGGCUCCGGGACGGGGGUUCGGGACUGCGGAGGCGAUAUUCGGCACCGUCCAUCUCGCCCUCCAUGUCCCACCACGCCUUGCGGCAGUUUGCGGAGGCGCCACAUAAAGCGUGUGAUCGUCUGAGUUGGCCUCAUCGGAAUGCAAAUCUGAAAAUGAUGCCCACAAUUGGAAUUAAUUCGUCAAGACGGUCAUCUGAUUCGUCGGAGACAUCCACCAGCUACCUACGGAAGCUCUCCGCCAGCGAGUCUGACGACCAGGAUACGAGCAGCGUCACUGCUCAGGUGCUGCGGACCGACGCGCCGCUCAAAGUUUACCGUAAACGCAGAAGAGAAGACAAAACUGAGGCCGAGGGUCAAAGUUCUAUGGAGACGUCAACGACUUCUUGGCAUUGGGAAUGUCCCGGUCCAAACAAAACUGUGGGUCCAACUCCCAGUUUACAGUUGAGCGACCGGUCUAUAACGUUAGAGAGCUUUGGUGUAGGUUUUGUAAAUAAUUUAGACGGUAGUGAGGUCAUCUACAUUGAUGAAUCUCCUCCAGUCUCAGCGAGAGAGUAUUCAAAAGAACGGUUUAAGAAGAGUUCUUUGAAAGUUCCGUUCCGCCAAGCUGGACUUCCAUUGUCUCCUCGUUGGAGGCACCUACACCCCAAUUAUUGUUAUUCUAUCACUCGUAAUGUCAGCUCCCGAACUCUCCCUUUCUCGAGGAAGCCUUCCCCGAAAUCAGUCAACCGGCUCAGUAAUCCUCUUCCCAUGACCGUGAACGUCUCCGAGGACUGCAACACUCAGACGGUCGCGUCUCCGAGAAUUUCGGGAAAAAUUGCAGUUGGCAGUCAUUUUUCGAAUGUGGCGUAUUCUAGAGACGAGUUUAGCAGACGUGAAGCUGCAGCAGAACCUUCAAACCAGAGAGAUGCUGCAAGAGUCAGAGAGCGGAAACUCAGAAGAAGAAUGUCGUCAAAAGGCGCGAUCAGGUCAGGAGACUACCACAUGUUCGAGACGUACGAUGAUGAUGAUCUGCUCGGCCGCAUCCACAAACCCAAGCCCGAGAGGCGCGACUCUGAGGACACCACGCCUGGCUUCACCGUAUCAGAGCUACUGAGUUCGGCCCUCAAGACGGACAUCGAGCACGCGGUGGAGGAGGCCAGACUCGCCAGGCUCUCAGAGUUCGACGCCUUCAGCAGAUCUUCAUCACUGUUCCGGCGGCCGGUGCGCCGGACCUUAUCAGGACGCUCGCAGUACUCCCAGGCUUCGCGCACGUCACGCGCCACGUCGCGCAGUGCGCGUCUGCGCGCGCGCACUCGAUCCUCGCCUCCCGCCUGCAAGCCGCCCCUGCCUGAAGCUGCUGACACCGCUGACAGCGUGAGGUCCAAGGACUACAGAUACGUCGCGGCGCGCCUCUCCAAGGAGAAGGGGCUCCUUAAGGCGACGGCAGACUUCAGGACACGUGUCCCCAGCACGCGCACCACCAGCGUCUGCACGGACUGGCGCGACCUCAGCGACGCAUCGCACACCAAGUCUCUAUUCCUUAUCUUUAUUAUUAAUGAUUAUUAUGAUCAGUAUUAUCGGCUGGCGCCGCUGCUGCGCCGGCUGCUGCACUACCUCAACUUCGCUUACGAGUUCGUAGAGUCAGCGAUGAUCUCGGUGACGUUGCGCCUGAACGGCUUCUCCAAGGACUACAGAUACGUCGCGGCGCGCCUCUCCAAGGAGAAGAGGCUCCUUAAGGUGACUGACGCGAGCGUGUCCAGCGGUAAGAGCGGCGCGGCCAAAAGCCAGCAAAGUAACGGCCAACUGCCGGGGUCGCGGGCCCUCGUACUAAAAAUAGAAUAUUUUAAAACUCUGCUCUCUGAUGGCGCCUUUAGGCCGUGUGUUGAUUUUGUGGCGCUGCCAAGUGACGAAGAGAAGACCAUCCCGCAGCCCGACCACCCGCCCCCGCUUCGUUUCUUCAUCGCUGUCUGGUACGCAAUACUGUCACGCUCGGAGCUCGUUUGCUACAUCAUGAUCUUCGUGAACCAAAUCAAGUCGGCGAGCAUCUUGUCGCUGCCGCUGCCUUUCCUUGUCUUCUUGUGGGGGUCCCUCAGCGUACCGAGGCCUUCCAAGAGCUUCUGGAUCGUCGUCAUCGCCUAUACUGAAAUGAUCGUGAUGGUGAAGUACCUCUUCCAGUUCGACUUCUUCCCUUGGAACCAAGAGGAGCGCCUCAAUCAGCCCUUCUGGCCACCCCGCAUCAUGGGCGUCGAGAAGAAGGAGCGCUACGCCAUCUACGACCUCGCCCUCUUGCUUGUCAUCUUCUUCCACAGGUUUAUGCUGAAGAGCCUUGGUCUCUGGAAGAGCAGCAACAGCAGCCCCAGCACCAGCAGCUCUUCCAGCAGCAUCGACACCCAUCAAGCUCUCCUACCUGAGAACCACUUCGAUGAGAGGCUUGAGGAAAGGUUUAAUGAAGAUUCAUCCUCAUCGUCAGAUCGUUCUUCUCCGUCACUCGUCCCUGCUUCAUCCAAGAAACACGACGAUAACGAUUCAUCGUCCAGUGAGGAGAGUUCCAUUGUCUCGCAGGUGCACGACGGAUCUAGACGAUCAAGGUCCAAAAAGAGUUCUUCUCAUAGUAGAGAUGACAGUUCCAUCGUCUCAACCGUACGAGGUUCCAUUUUGUCUCAGCGGAUGGACAGCUCAGAGACCUUGAAAGAGUGCACGCCUUUAUCCUACCCGCGUGACACUUCGAUGCUUUUGGAAACGGCCGAGCUUUUUCAUUCAUGGGAAGAAAGUCCGAGCGACACUUCUGAUGACGAAAAGACCUCCAUACCAUGCGACCAGAUUCCUGCGGCACCAAGGUAUCCGCCGGUACCACGAGAACGAAAGAUGCUGGCUAAUUUCUCGUCGUCAUCCAUACAGAACACUUCAAGUGGUUCCGUGCCUCUUCCCUUCAACGGGUGGCAGUCGAGCUGCGACACGACUGCACAUGAGCGACCUCUGUCAAAACUCUCGCAGUAUCAGUCUAUUGGAGAAGACACGGUACCGGAAGAAAACUCAAUGAGGUCCCAUAAGACAUCGUCCCAUCACAGCGUCGUCGUGGGACCCACAUCUCGUCAGUCGUCCUUGGUGUUGAACCCACACCAUCGCCGUCAGCUCUCGGGAGGAUCAAAAGUUUCUUUCCACGAAGGCGUCAUCGAGUGUGGGUCCGUGAUGGGGACGUCUGCUCUUGGAUCGCAGUUGUGCUCCCACAUUGGGUCUGAGCGGAGAUCUCUGGGGGGAGGAUCAGAAGAUCAGCCGUCCGAGAGCCUCCAUGUGACGUGCGCGCGCUGCAACAUGGAGGCUUUCAGGAACAUCCGUAAGCCUGACAUCGAGGAGGUCAAAGAAAACCUCAGGAAAGUUCCACCUCUCGCCAGGAAAGGGAUGGACAAAGGACGCAGGACCUUGAAGCAGUUCGUGGACGACCUGUUGCACCCUCAGUACCAGGUCACAGUUAACGUCUACACUUACAUGUUCAUCUGCGACUUCUUCAACUUCUUUGUACUCAUCUUUGGAUUCUCGGCAUUUGGAACCCAACAGGGCGACGGGGGUGUGAGUGCCUACCUCGAAGAGAAUAAAGUGCCCAUCCCGUUCCUGGUGAUGCUUAUCCUGCAGUUCGGUCUCAUCAUCAUCGACAGAGCUUUGUUCCUUAGGAAAUUUAUUGUGGGCAAGCUCAUCUUCCAGGUGGCGCUGACAUUCGGCAUCCACAUUUGGAUGUUCUUCAUCUUGCCUGCCGUCACCGAGAGAGAGUUCAAUGCUAAACGACCUCCCCAAAUCUGGUACAUGGUGAAGUGCCUCAACCUGCUCCUCUCUGCCUACCAAAUCCGGUCCGGUUACCCGACUCGCAUCCUUGGCAAUUAUUUCUGUAAAGGCUAUAACUACGUCAACGACUUCUCCUUUAAAGCGUUCAUGUACAUCCCGUUCCUGUAUGAGCUGCGCACACUCAUGGACUGGAUCUGGACGGAUACGAGCAUGAACUUGAGCGACUGGAUCAAGAUGGAGGACAUCUUCGUUCGAAUUUUCAAACUCAAAUGCGAGCGCCGUGCUGAGGAAGAGUAUCCCCAAGCCAGGGGCGAGGGGAAGAGGAAGUUCAUCAAGUACGGCAUGGGCGGCUGUGCCCUCUUCGGGGUCAUUGCCCUCAUAUGGUUCCCUCUGGUGCUGUUCGCCCUCAGCAGCACCGUUGGUCUGCCCAACCCGCCGCUGGAAGUCAACCUGCAGAUCCAAGUGGGCGCCUACCAGCCCGUCUUCUCCAUGAGCGCACAGCAGAACUCCCUCUUCACGUUCACGCAGCGGCAAUGGGACGACUUCAACUAUCACUUCCGACGUGACCGCACGGCCCAGACGUUCCUCAGCAACUACGACCACAGCGACGUGGUCGUGGCCGAGCUCAGCGGCAACUCGAACGCCGUGUGGGGCAUCUCGCCCCCCGCCCAGCGUCGACUGGUGGAUGAUCUUCUCUCGAACUCGACCAUCAAGACCGAGAUCAUCUGGACCAUCAGCCGUCACUCCAACAGCCCCGACGUCAAGCCUGAGUCUAAAUCUGUUAAAGUCGUCGACUUGCCUGCCAUCAUCGGAGGCGAGAGGAACCCCGUGAGGGACAGGUUUGCUGCCAUCCUCGGGGGCAACCUCACGCUCAACCCCGUGACUCUGCCAGACCUCUUCCCCAAGUUUCUGAAGGUGACCAACAAAGGACAAGCCAACUACGUCAAUGAACUCGAGAGUAAAAAGAAAGGCUUCGUGGAUUUGAACUUCACCCUUGUCGCGGGCGGAUACUCGGACCUGCAGUCGAAGGAGGAGUGGUUUGAAGUGGAGGAGGAUUGCUCCAAGCAGUACUUCACUUGGCUGCCUCGGGAUAAGGACUGCCAGUUCCUCACCAUGUACACCUUCAAUGACAAGUCCUUUCCGGAGGGCCUUUCUUUCAUAUCGGGCGGCGGCAUUGUUGGGAUGUACACGACGAUCGUGCUGCUGGUCAGCAAGAUACUACGUGGUCAUUUCGAGAACGUCUCGGCAACCAUAAUGUUCGACGAUAUGCCUAAUGUUGACCGCCUGCUACAGCUUUGCCUGGACAUCUACCUGGUGCGUGAGAGCAACGAGCUUGAGUUGGAAGAAGACCUCUUCGCGAAGCUGAUUUUCCUCUUCAGAUCACCAGAAACUCUCAUCAAAUGGACGCGCCCUGUGGAGGAAGAUGGUCAGGAUGACGAAGAAAAGGGUACAAACGGAGGCAAUAGUCUUCAGUAAAUACUUUAAUAACACGUAAUUUGUCGUUUGUUGUA